Molecule: messenger RNA, 3697 nt
Organism: Fundulus heteroclitus (mummichog)
Lineage: Eukaryota; Metazoa; Chordata; Actinopteri; Cyprinodontiformes; Fundulidae
Product: metalloproteinase inhibitor 4
Exons: 5
Coding region: 368-1042 (224 amino acids)
Biological process (GO): negative regulation of endopeptidase activity; negative regulation of membrane protein ectodomain proteolysis
Cellular component (GO): extracellular matrix
Molecular function (GO): protease binding; metalloendopeptidase inhibitor activity
Source: RefSeq, a predicted model, not a curated record
GCGACCCUCUCAACAUUCAAGGCCAGAGUGUGAGGGGAUUGGGCUAUUGUGAGCUUCUCUGUGUGUUGUCUGCAGAGAGGGGGAGCGCGAAGGAAGAGAAAAGAGAGCAGCAGUAGCCUUCAACUCGAGUUAUUUGCUGAGGCUUGAAUUCAGAGGUGCACUUUAAACUUAUGAAAACAUUUCUAUCCACUCCUGCCUCCCAGCUCUCCAGAGCUCCUCUUAUCUCUUCGACCCCCCUGUCUUAUCCGCCACGCAUCCACUCUCCCGACUGUUGGCCUGACCUGCUUCCCAGGGAACUCAACGGGGCAAGAAGAGGCUGCAGAGCAUUCAUCAAGUGGAGGAAGAGUGAGAGGUAGCCAGAGCCAUCAUGGCCGUGUCCCAGGAAAGGAGUGCGUUUCUGGGGCUGGCGGUGCUUCUUUUGCUUGGUGCGGGCUUGGAGGAAGUUGUGGAGGGAUGCAGCUGCCACCCAUCACACCCACAGCAACUAUUCUGCAGCGCUGAGAUUGUGAUAAGGGCAAAGAUCUCCGGAGAGAAGAUCGUGUCGCCUAGCAACAGCUCCUCACCUUACAUGAAGAUGAUCCAGUAUGAAAUCAAAAUGAUCAAGAUGUUCAAAGGUUUUGACAGAGCCAAGGACAUCCAGUAUGUGUACACUCCCGUCUUCUCCUCACUCUGUGGAGUCAAGCUGGACUCCAACAAUAAAGCAGGGUAUCUGCUCUCAGGAAGCAUGUGGAGCGACGGACGGAUUUCUAUUGGCCAGUGUGACCUAGUGGAGACAUGGGACAACUUAUCGCUGUCACAAAAAAAGAACCUCAACUACAGAUACCAGAUGGGCUGUGAAUGCAGAAUCAACACAUGCUACACGGUGCCAUGUGCGUCUACAGGAGAGAACGAGUGCCUGUGGACAGACUGGCUGCUGGAUAACAGUCUGAACGGGGAGCAGGCUCGGCAGUAUGCCUGCAUCCGACGAUCAGACACGAGCUGUAGCUGGUAUCGGGGUGGGCCACCACCCGAGAAGGACUUCUUGGACAUGACUGACCCAUGAUCUAUAACCCUGACUUCAAACACGCUCUAAGAAAAACUCAACCCUGCUUUUGGCGUAUUUAGCACCCAUUUGGCUUGCAAAGUAGCAACUAAAAUGUGUGAAAAAUUAGCAAAUUUUUCAAAACUACUAGAGUAAAAGUUGCCAUUAAGCUACUGUUUGCAACGUUCUGGCAGUCUAUCCAGCAACAGGAAGAUAGAUAUUGUGCAAAAUGCAGGUUCCUUGAGCAUUUCUCUGACUCAUUUCACACGUUCCACUUCCCAUGUUGUUACCGAGUCAGAACAGCUUCUGAACAUCUACGGCAAAUUGUUCACUUCUCAGCGCUUUGCCUCAUUGUACAUUCACUCAUUUUACGUAAACCCUAUAAUUACUUGAGCAUUGUACAAUAGUUUAACUAGCAAUUUAAGUUGAGAAUUUACAGAAAUAUGAACAAAAUUGUUUAAGAACACGAAAUUAAUAGAAGCCUUUCUUGCAACAACAUUGCAGAGUCUAAUCUUGCACAUCUUGACUGCAACAUCCUGACAUUGCAUUCCUCAUCUGUAAUGCUGGCGAAAAUUAAAAAGCCCUGAAUAUACUGUGCUCUGCAAACAUUGUAGGCACUCAAACUCAAACAGGGAUACAUAAAAUGCAUUUUUGGAAGGUUUUUAAUUUAUUGGUAUAAUUUAAAGUGAAGUAAAUAAAAGAUAAACAAAAAAAAAUAAAUAAACAGAAAUCCUAAGUGUCUUUCUCCUAAUGAUCUUUAGAGUAAAGCCAUUAUGAACCUUUUUGUUUGCUUUUUCUCUCUCUUUAUUUGAGGUUGCUCCAUAUCACGACGUUGGAGCUGAAAAUGCAAAAUUAUAAAGUAUACAUAUUUACGUAUGAAUGUAAAGUGCCUAAAACCUUUACAUUCUGCAGUUUAUUUGUUGUCAUUUAGUUUGUUGCUGUUACACAGAAAUUACAUGACACAAUUCCUUCAAAUUUAAAUACUCACCAUUUUAAUCGCAAAAUUGUGAGACUGUAAAUAUAGUAUUAGUAUUUAAUUAACAUUUUCAUGCCUAACCAUGUGUUUUCUUAUAGCAUAGAGCUUCUUAUCCUUACUAGUUCCCUCGGUGAAGCUCUGUCCUGUUUUUUUCUUGUGCCAAAAACCUAAUCCGGUGCUUUGACAACAGCACUGCCACCUGUAGAAGCCAAGCCUUUCCUCAUUAGAGGAAAUGACAUACAGUACAACAGGACAAGGUUCAGUUUUUAGCUACUUGCAACAGUAGAUGGACCGCUCGCCUCCAUUUUUCAGACAUCUGCAGAAUCAUUAAAGUGUUGUGCAUUAAAGACUAAGGACAGCAGUCUGACUGUGCAGAUUAUAAUGCAUUAUCCUUUGCUGUUGUGAAAAGGGAAUUUCACCCUAACUGUUACAUUUGUUUUUUGCUUUUGUCACACCAGUUUCAGAUUGUCAAAUAAAUUUUAUCGGAUGAAGAUGACCUGAAUAAAAAUACAAUGCAGUCUUUGAGAAAACCUUUCAUUUAUUAGGGACAACGGUUACCUAACCAACCUCAAACAAUGUUUAAAAGUAAUUCACCUCUAAAUCUAAUGUCUAAUUGUGCCAAUUUUGGCAACAGAAGCUGUCAUCGGGCAUUUGUGAUGACCAUAACUGCUGUGGAGGAAUAAUGACACCACCUCAUUUACAGAAUCAUUGGAGAGUUUCAGAGGAAGAAGAAUUUGACUAGAACUCUUCAAAAACCCUCAUGGGUUUGUUGGUGUGCUUUGGAUCAUUAUCCUGGGACAUAACCAAAGUACAUUCAAGCUUAACACCAGGAACCGAUGGCCGGAUGAUCUCCUUCAGGAUUUUCCGAGAGAGCAAAAUUCAUGGUUCCAUCAGUUAAAGCAGGGCUUCCAGGGCCUGAAGCAGCAGAGCCGCCCCCAGUCAUCACACAACUACCACCAUGUUUACAUGUGGGUGUGGUACUCUUUUUUUAUAAAAUGUGUUAAUUUUAUGCUUGAUGUAACAGAAACCACGCCUUCCAAAAUUUCUACAUUUGGCUUUUUGUUCCACAGAAUAGUUUGCUCAAAAGUCUUGGAAAUGUGAGAUUGGCCUUUGUGCUUUAACAUUUUUUCAGUUAAAAGUGGUUUUGAAAAACUCUUGGCCCCUGGUGAAAUUUAAAUUUGACAGUUUAUCACAGGUAUUUUUUUUUUUAAUAAGGGACAGAUUGUUAGUUUUUUUACAGAUAAGACCAGGUUGGUUUGGAUAGCUCGCUUCCUUAAUAAAGGAAAUAAUUUGAAAACUAAAUUUAUCACCGUCUUCUAAUUUUUGUAUGUGGAUCUGAAACAUUUACAUUUGACGAUAUUUUUUUACUGCACUGUUUAACUUAGUAAGUCAACUUCAAUUGAAAGUCAGAGUCAAGACUAAAUGUUUACCUUGAAUGGGACAUUUUCAUUUUAAAUAUGAGACAAUAGUCUAAAUAUUAACCAAUUUAAUGAUACAGUUAAUUUAGUAUCACAAAGCCCAAGUUAACAAUGCAAAAUAAUACUUUAUGAUUUAAUGAAGUGUUUAAAAAAAAAUUCAGUUUUGUUUUUUACCGAAUUUUUUUUUUGGGUUUGUAUUUAAAUCUCUGUUUCUGUCUACAUAAAGUUUUCUAUCUUCAUGUACCAAAAAAAAUGUAAAUAAAAUGUCUCAGUGGAACGAUG